Chrysochloris asiatica (Cape golden mole) is the source of this 1124-nucleotide messenger RNA. It is a transcript of the gene TPRA1, whose product is annotated as transmembrane protein, adipocyte asscociated 1. The transcript is spliced from 10 exons. Gene Ontology annotation, cellular component: plasma membrane. Lineage: Eukaryota; Metazoa; Chordata; Mammalia; Afrosoricida; Chrysochloridae. Bases 12 to 1124 code for a protein of 370 amino acids. Gene Ontology annotation, molecular function: G protein-coupled receptor activity. Gene Ontology annotation, biological process: G protein-coupled receptor signaling pathway. The record is from RefSeq and is a predicted model, not a curated record.
CUGCUGGCGGGAUGAACACUCGGGAGGAGGUGAUUUGGGCCAAUGGCAGCACGACACUGUCACCACCCCUGGCACCCAACAUCAGCCGCUGUCUGCUACUACUCUAUGUAGACAUUGGCACCUCUAGGGUCCGGUACUGGGACCUCCUGCUGCUCAUCCCCAAUGUGCUCUUCUUCAUCUUCCUGCUCUGGAAGCUUCCACUCGCUCGUGCCAAGAUCCGCAUUACCUCCAGCCCCAUUUUUAUCACCUUCUAUAUCCUGGUGUUCGUGGUGGCACUGGUGGGCAUUGCCCGGGCCGUGGUGUCCAUGACGGUCAGCAGCUCCAAUGCUGCUACUGUUGCUGACAAGAUCCUAUGGGAAAUUACCCGCUUCUUCCUGUUGGCCAUCGAGCUGAGUGUGGUCAUCCUGGGCCUGGCCUUUGGCCACCUGGAGAGCAAGUCCAGCAUCAAGCGGGUGCUGGCCAUCACCACAGUGCUGUCCCUGGCCUACUCUGUCACCCAAGGGACCCUGGAGAUCCUGUACCCUGAUGCUCAUCUCUCAGCUGAGGACUUCAACAUCUAUGGACAUGGGGGCCGCCACUUCUGGUUGGUCAGCUCCUGCUGCUUCUUUCUGGUCUAUUCUCUGGUGGUUGUCCUCCCCAAGACUCCGCUGAGGCAUCGCAUCUCCUUGCCUUCACGGAGAAGCUUCUAUGUGUACGCCGGCAUCCUGGCUCUGCUCAACCUGCUGCAAGGCCUGGGGAGUGCGCUGCUCUGCGCCGACAUCAUCGCAGGGCUCUGCUGUGUGGACACCACCACCUUCCUCUACUUCAGCUUGUUUGCGCCCCUCAUCUAUGUGACCUUCCUCCGAGGGUUUUUGGGUUCGGAGCCCAAGAUCCUCUUCUCCUACAAAUGCCAAGUGGACGAAGCAGAGGAGCCAGAUAUGCACCUGCCACAGCCCUACCCAGUGGCCCGGAGGGAGGGCCCAGAGGCCACUGGAGCCAUGGGACCCUCUGCCGCCAGCUACUCCAGCACGCAGUUUGACUCGGCUGGGGGCGUGGCCUACCUGGACGACAUUGCAUCCAUGCCAUGCCACACGGGCAGUAUUAACAGCACAGACAGUGAGCACUGGAAGGCUCUCAAUGCCUGA